Molecule: messenger RNA, 5197 nt
Organism: Calliphora vicina (urban bluebottle blowfly)
Lineage: Eukaryota; Metazoa; Arthropoda; Insecta; Diptera; Calliphoridae
Gene: Reck
Product: Reversion-inducing-cysteine-rich protein with kazal motifs
Exons: 9
Coding region: 1104-4625 (1173 amino acids)
Biological process (GO): extracellular matrix organization
Cellular component (GO): plasma membrane
Molecular function (GO): protein binding; metalloendopeptidase inhibitor activity
Source: RefSeq, a predicted model, not a curated record
UAAUUAAAAACCAUAUAUAAAAGAGUUUCUUAGUGUUUAUGUUUUUUUUUUUUUAAAGUAAACAGUUGGACUAAACUAUCUGUAUUUUUUUUAUUUUUGUAUGUUUGUGACAAUCAUUAUGCUGGUUGGUAUCUGUCCGUUUAACGGUCUCUGUUGCUGAAUGAGGCAAAAGGAGCAGCAGGAGUUGUAGUGGAGUUUAUGUAUGUUUAAACAUUCGUGUCAUUCAUUUACAUUCAUAAUUAAUACGCUCUAUUUUUCCGUUAACAUAAAAACCGUUAAAAUACUCGUGCACACACAAACACACACUCACAGAACACACAUACAAAUACACAAAAGAAAAAUAAAAAGCAGAAAUGCACUUAUAUUUCACUUUGUGCGCGCCGGAAGUGGUAUCCUAACGGUAUUUGUGUUGUAUAAACGAAGCAAAACAAGCAAAAACAAGCUUUAGUUAUAAAAAAAAACAGAAAAAAAAACUUAAAACUCAUGUCGGUAGUGUUAAACACAGAGAAAAAUACAACAACAAAAAUCAUUCAUACACACACACAAACACAUACAAAAACAACAAAAAAAGGAUUCAUUCCAUUUAUAGUAUUGCCUGCUAAACAUGCUAAAACCAACAUGAACUAAAUUAAUAAAUUAAAGACCAGCCCACAAACUUUUUCAAAAUAAAUUAAUAAAAAGUACAUGAAAAAUAACAAAACAAGUGCCAUUAAAAGCGAAAAAAAAACACAAAAUUAUGAAUGAGACAAUUAAAAGUAAUAAAGAUUAAUUAAAAAAAACCACGCUGAAAAUAAAAAAAAAUAUUUAUGAGAGAGAAAAAAUGUUGUACAAAAAAGUGAUAAAUUAAAAAAAAAAAAUUAAAAAGGAAAUACUAAAAAAAUUGCUGAAAAUCUUUUUUAUUAAAAAAAGAUAAACACAAAAUAAUGGUGGCAGUCAGGCCUGUUUAUCAUCAGCACAAAUGUUUUAAAUUCAGCUAGAAAUAAAUUACAAAUUAUCAGUAGAAGAAUAUUUACAAAACACAGAAAAAGAAAAAAACAAAAUCACUUUAAAUAGUAGUAAUUCUUUCCCCUCCAUUGGAAAAUUUAAUGUAAAAACCAGAAAAUAUGCAGAAAUUACACUCAUCAUCAGCAACAACGACGAUGACUAGCUGUAAUCUGCUGUUGCUAAUAGUUGGUCUGGCAUUGUUAAUGUCAUUAAUGCCUUCGGUGACAUCCGUUCGCCAUAUUGAUAAUGAUGAAUACAAUUAUAAUGAUGACAGCGAGGUUGGUGGAAGUAGUAGCAGUAGUAGCAGCAGUAGUAGUAGUGGCAGUGUCACCAAAACAAUAAGUGUAAAUCAGCAGCAACAGCCACAGCAACACUUGAAACAACAGCAACAGUUGUUUGUCAGACGUCGUAGCAGCAGUGGCAGCACUACUAGUAAUAAACCGACCAAUAGAAGACAAAAUGAAUCACAGCAUUGGAAACGUUUUAAUAAACAAUAUUAUAGCAACAACAAUAAUAACAACAACAACAACAAUUAUAAUAAACAUAAUUUAUACAACAACAAACUAUCAAUGGCCCUUACAAAAUAUCAAAGUUCUGAAACUGAAUAUGCCGAUGAUGAAGAGGACACUGAUAUAAAUGAUAAUAAUUAUCAUUCAAUAGAUAAUAAUGAUUCAGAUAAUUCAGAUGAUGAUGAUGACGAGGAUGAUACUGAUAAUAACAACAACAACAAUAACAAUAAUAUGGAAGAAUCAAUGGAUUCCAGAAUGUCUACAGAUGUUAAACAACACACACAUCCUCCUUAUGAUUUCUACAACUGCUGCAAUGAGGUAUUUGGUUCAUGUAGGACCUCUUGUGAAAAUUUAUCCCUGGUACAAUUAUCACCUACCGACACAAAUGGUCGUAGCAUGCGUUUGGAAUUGAAAAAAUAUUGCCCUUCUAUGCAGUUGGAGUUCUGGAGUUGUAUGAAUAAAACUUUAGAAGCCGUUGCCAAAGGUUCUCAGUGGUCUGGUCGACGCUGUUGUGCUUUGGGUGUUUCACCGCGCUGCAGUAAUGCUUGUGCAACAUCAUCGUCCACCGGUGAAUUGAUCAAUGCAUGCCGACAAAGUGAUGAGCAACACAUGUUUGCAUGUUUCGAACGUCAGGAGGCCGGUGAUCGUUGUUGCGGCAAUGCACGCACCUCAGAAUGUUUACAGGCUUGUCGUGAUAUCUUUGAACCUCACACUGCCCAUAAAAGGAAUAAUCGCAAGCGUUUGCAUGAAAUGUGUGGAGAAAAGAAUAGUGAUGUAUUGCAAUGUGUGAAAAAUGUUACGGACAUGACACCCGUCACCAAUUCCCACAAAUAUCUGCCUUGUUGUGACUUUUCCGACAAUGAAAAUUGUCGCAACACUUGUCGUUCCGUCUUGAACACCACCGAAAGUACGGAUAUAAUUAUAGGAGAGCUAGAAGCGGGAGGUUGUGGUACUGUUUUGCCGCAUUUACCUUUAUGGCAGUGUUUUUUCACCGCCGAGCGUAAAAUCUUUGUGCCAGCUGUUAUAACCAGCAAUCAGGAAACGGAGGUUUCACAAAUCAAUCGUUUGGGCAUAGAUGGUGCCAAAUUGCACUGUUGUGAGAAGGCUUUGUCUUCGAAAUGUCGCAGGUUGUGUUCCCAAACCUAUACCACGGACUGGACAAAUACCAUGAAUAAUUUUGAGACGACCUGUUUAAUGCAACCAAAUGAAUUGGAAUUGCGCCAGUGUAUUGAUGAGGUGGACGAACCGUGUGAAUUGGGUUGUGAUGGUUUAAGUUUUUGUACAAAUUUUAAUAAUCGUCCCACGGAAUUGUUUCGCAGCUGUACUGUAGAGGCGGAUAUGGCCGCCAAGUCGGAUUUGAUGAUGUGGCAACAAAGAGGAUUUGUUAGUUUGCCGGGUGUUAAUUUGCCUAUUAAGAAUAUGACCAGAUGUUCACCGGACAAGUGGAAGGCUAUAGCCUGUGUUUUGCAAAUCAAGCCUUGCAGCAUUCAAGGUCAUUAUAAUCAUAUUUGCCGGGAGAAUUGUUAUGAAAUAUUGAGUGAGUGCAUGGAUUGGACACGCAUGAAUACUUCUUUGAAUGCAGAUGCCAUUUGUGCUAGAUUACAUCCGGAGCGUGAGGGUGUUCCCUGCAUAUCGUUGAGGCCUUAUUUAGAGGAAAGUGAUGCUCCUAAGGAAACGGGUGGCCAUCAUAAGAUUACUUCACCUUGUCGAGGUCACCCCUGCAAUGCUAGCGAGGUUUGUUUAGCAGCUCGCAAUGGUUCUUCCACCUACAAAUGUAUACCGGGUUGUGCUUUGGGAGAAACUUCUAAUUAUUUGGUGCCUUUUGGUGCUUAUGUACGCAUACCCGUUCAACUAACAGCCAAUCGGGGAGGCUUUAAGGUUUGCCGUUGUGGUUUACAGGGACGCAUAGAACAUUGCCAACCGCUGCCAAGUGUUUCAUAUGAAAGCUGUGUUUUGCCGGGUGGUAGGAAGAUUAAGCAUGGCACCUCCUUUUAUUUGGAGUGUAAUUUAUGCACCUGCUAUGCGGAGGAAAUUACCUGCACCAAGAAACAAUGCAAAAUGCCAGGUUACACCGAUGUUUCCUAUACCAGCUUGCCCUGCAAUUGUCCCACACAUUAUGUGCCGGUUUGUGGCAGCAAUGGCCGCACUUAUCCUUCCUUGUGCAUAGCCCGUUGUCUGGGUGUGCAGGACAGUGAUUUAGAGUAUGGAGCCUGUUCGGUGUGGAAUCCUUGUACCCCAGGAACUUAUCAUUGUGCGCCAGGCACCCAAUGUCUGCCUCAUAGACAAAUAUGUUUGUCCACCAUGCACCGGCCCUGUUUACAGUACAAAUGUGUUAAUCAAACGUUACCUUGUGCCAAAUCGGAACAUUCUGUAUGCGAUUCUAAAGGUGUGACUUUCAAAUCUGCCUGCGAUUUAUUGAAUACUAAAUCUACCUUCUCCUAUUGGGGCUCCUGUAAUCGUGGUUGCACCUGGAAGGGUCCGGUCUGUGGCAUAAAUGGUGUAGACUAUCCCCAUGAAUGUGCUGCAUGGGCGGAUUAUGUUUUGGUGGACUACAAGGGUAGAUGUCGGGAGGUGGGCUUGUUAACUAAUGAAAUGGAACGCAAAAGAUGUCGUCAAGUCAAAUGCUCUAAUACGCCUUCCCCCUACUGCCGUUCUAUUAUACCGCCGGGUUCCUGUUGUCCCAUUUGCGCUGGUGCCUUUCGCAUUAUCUACUCACGCAAACAAAUCGAUCGUGCUUUGUAUGCCUUAAAGGGCCAACAUAAGGAUUUGUUAACACUGCAUAGUGUGCUGAAGGAAUUGGAUUCUUUAAUACAAAUAAGCGAGUGCCAAUUAACGGGCUUCCUAACCAUGGAAGUGGGUAUAUUUGUGGCAAUUGUUCCACGCACCAAUACGCCCACACGUAUGCAAAUUGAGGCCUGCACAAGAGAGGCUGAAAAGAUUUCCAAUUUAAUAGGAGCCCAAGGCCAUAAAGUAACCACAAAUCUUAUAUUAUCGGGUCUCACGGUGUCCAAUAUGCUGGAGGCCAAUGUGGAAAGUAACACAAAUCGAAUAUUUUCAUUAAAAAUUUUAUAUCAGACGUUAUUGCUGAACAUUAUAAUUAGUUUAAUAUUUAGGAAAUUUUGGAUUUUAUAGUUUUCGAAAACAGUUUAAGUGAAAAAUUUAGAUAGUUUAUAACAACAACAAAAUAAGUCAUCAUCGACAUUAUGUGGUCUCCAUUUAAGACCAGGAUGAAUUGAAGAGACAAAUUUUUAAUUAAACAAAUUAAAAAAAAGGUAAAACAAUUAAAAGGGGAGCUUAAGACAAGCUCAGGAAGUGAAAUCAAAAAAAAAUUAAAGCAUACCUUGAGUUUAAGGUUUUAAACAAACAAAAACUAAAGUCUACUUUAAGGCUUUCAUUUUAAACCAUCUCUAUAACCUCUUUCCUUCAUUACCACUUUCUGAGUUUGUUUUUAACACUCUUUAAUUGCUUUUUUACCAUCAACUGUAAAUUUCUUUUGUGUUUUAACAUAAAACCACAAUAUUUUUGUAAUGAUCAAGUGAAUUCUUGGUGCCAAUAAAUUAGUUUUUAUACAUAAACAAAAAAUUGAGAUUAUCUUUUUAAGUUUGUAACCUUAAGUUUUCCUUUUUUUCUAAUGCUCAAAACAAAUGUGCCUUUAAUUAAUUGAGAAGAACAAGAAGACAAAAAAAAAACAAAAACAAAAUAUU